This is a messenger RNA of Drepanopeziza brunnea f. sp. 'multigermtubi' MB_m1, 732 nucleotides long. Lineage: Eukaryota; Fungi; Ascomycota; Leotiomycetes; Helotiales; Drepanopezizaceae. The record is from RefSeq and is a predicted model, not a curated record.
AUGGCAAAAGAAGCUUCCAACAAAGCACCCACCAGCACGAAACCAAACCCAGCAAAGCAGCACCAUCCUAAACUCCCCAAGCUCCCCUCAAACCAAAAAAUCCAAAAACGCCCCCUCCUACACGCCCCCGUCGCCUCCGUCCGGGCAUCCUCUCAAACCCCAAAGAUUAUCUACGUCUCGGCCUCGACGCCCUUCAUCAGCACCGUGAAGCGUGUGCGCGCCUACCUCUCUGAAAUCGAGUCGCGCGCGUCCGGUCCGCUGUCCAUCAACGACGGACCGAGAGAGUUGCUGAAGGGCAUACAGAAUGGAGUGGGCGGAGGGAGCGCGCGAGGGAAGAGAGGGGAGGAGGUGCUGAUCAAGGGGACGGGGAGGGCGAUUGAGAAGGUGGUUAGGAUGGCGGCGUACUGGGGUAGGCAGAGCGAUGUUGUGGUCAGGGUCGGGACGGGGAGCGUGGGUGCUGUGGAUGAUGUUGUGGCGCGGGGAGACGGUGAGGGAGACGAGGAUGCAGAGGAUGGGGAGGGGAAGAGCUUGUUGACGGCAGUCAACAUAUUCAGGGACCACAGGAGAAUACAGGCAGAUCUAAGACCUGCCUACAACACCGAGGAGCAGAUCGUGGCACAGGAUCAGCAGAUGCCAACACAGAUAGCAUCUACACAUGUGGUUCGUGCUGGCCUCCCUUCAAGCGCUUCGGGAACAGGUCGUGUAAGUACAGAACCAACCCUCCACGGUUAG